Molecule: messenger RNA, 1505 nt
Organism: Cuscuta campestris
Lineage: Eukaryota; Viridiplantae; Streptophyta; Magnoliopsida; Solanales; Convolvulaceae
Source: the annotation of a GenBank genome assembly
UAAACCCCCAAAGCCUUCUUCUUCUUCAAAUCUAUCUCUCCCUAUCGAUCUAUUUCGAUCAUCUCUCUCAUCAAUUCCUUAUUCUUUAAUUUCUUAUUCUUCUUCUUCAAAUAUUUCUUUUAAUCCAAAAGAAAAUCAACAUUAAGAAUAAUGGUUAGCGCCGGAUUAGUUCGUACCAUUGUUGGUAUCAUCGGGAAUAUUAUCUCAAUCGGACUCUUCCUCUCGCCAGUGCCGACGUUCGUAAGAAUAUGGAGGAAGAAGGACGUGGAGGAUUUCCAGUUUUACCCCUACGUAGCGACGGUGUUGAAUUGCAUGCUGUGGGUGUUUUACGGGCUCCCGAUAGUGAAGCCGGACAGCAUUUUGGUGGUCACCAUUAACGGCGCCGGCCUUGUCAUUGAACUCACUUAUUUGGCCUUUUUCUGCUACUAUGACAAGUACAACAAGGGAAGGAAACAAGUGGGGCUAUAUCUAUUGGGAGAAGUGUGUUUCAUGCUGGUGAUAAUCCUGAUAACUCUGCUGUGCUUCCACACCCACGACAAAAGGAGUUUAUUUGUUGGGGUUUUCUGCGACGUUUUCAACGUCUGCAUGUACCUUUCCCCUCUUCUCGUCGUGAGAAAGGUUUACAGAACAAAGAGUGUGGAGUAUAUGCCAUUCUCUCUCUCACUUGCCAGCUUCUUGAAUGGCCUCUGCUGGUCAGCUUAUGCUUUUAUCAAAGUCUUUGAUAAAGUCCUCUUGAUUAGCAAUGGUCUUGGAGCUUUAUCUGGAGCAAUACAACUGGUGGUUUACACGUACUAUGCAUGGAUUUACACCCCACCGGAGGUCUUUACACUUACACCUUCCUCCAGUAUAUCACUGGCAGUCCUUAUCAAGAUCAAGAUCAAGAGUCAAAAGUGAGUGCGGCACGCACCUUUUUGUUUGUUUCGGAGCCGUUUUGGCGGGGCGUACUAAACCCACUACGUACCAAGCGGAUCCGUCACCUGCAAGAUAAGGUACGAAGCCCUCUGAAACUCAUUCAGAGCAACUUCGUACCUCUUUCGAAUGAGUUUCACUAUGUUACACUCAUUUGAAACGAAAUGAGUUGAACUCAAAACAAACAUAGUGUCACUAUGUUACACUAUGGUUACACUAUGUGAGUUGUGAGUUCAACGAAUCCUUGCAAGCUAGANCUUCCUCCAGUAUAUCACUGGCAGUCCUUAUCAAGAUCAAGAUCAAGAGUCAAAAGUGAGUGCGGCACGCACCUUUUUGUUUGUUUCGGAGCCGUUUUGGCGGGGCGUACUAAACCCACUACGUACCAAGCGGAUCCGUCACCUGCAAGAUAAGGUACGAAGCCCUCUGAAACUCAUUCAGAGCAACUUCGUACCUCUUUCGAAUGAGUUUCACUAUGUUACACUCAUUUGAAACGAAAUGAGUUGAACUCAAAACAAACAUAGUGUCACUAUGUUACACUAUGGUUACACUAUGUGAGUUGUGAGUUCAACGAAUCCUUGCAAGCUAGAGACAUUUUA